Molecule: messenger RNA, 1185 nt
Organism: Didymosphaeria variabile
Lineage: Eukaryota; Fungi; Ascomycota; Dothideomycetes; Pleosporales; Didymosphaeriaceae
Product: Phosphatidylglycerol/phosphatidylinositol transfer protein
Exons: 2
Coding region: 1-1185 (394 amino acids)
Source: RefSeq, a predicted model, not a curated record
AUGAAUGGUACAUCGAGCCCUACGUGCUUCUUCUCCUUCGGGCCAGAGGACAGCUUUAUAUCUAAAAGCUACGAGGGACUACGAUAUCAUGCCCUCCCGCCUGCCCUUCUCGCCCUCAUGACGGGCGGCAGCGUCCUGGACGUUCACUGGGCCUCCCUAGGCACCAUAACCGAUUCCUGGAUCCUCUCCUUCAAAGAUUCGUCCGGGACGCAAAAUCUCGCCUGGGGAGCAUCAAUACCCAGCCGACUAGAAAAAGUCCUCUCCAAACUCUCCCCCUCUCAGCACCUCCGCGUCUUCUUAGGCCCAUCCUCCUCCUACAUAGCAUGGGAUCCCACCUUAAUUCGCUGGUCCUCCCUCCCCGCCUCGCUAGAAGACACCCUGCAAUCCUGGCUCACGCCGUCCGGGUGGCGCGCCGGGGCCCCACGGAUGGUGACAUGGGGCCCGGACGAUGCGUUCUUCGCGAUGAGCGAGUAUGGGGAUGUAGCGUAUCGUCUCGGGGAUAAGAAAAGAGAGGAUUGGGCAACAUGGAGGGAAACGGUAGAAGAUUGGAAAGCUGAAAGGGGGUUCAGGUGGAGCGAAGUAGCGUAUAUUGCGCUAGACCCCACGACGCCCGACCAGUUCGUCGCGAUACGCAACGACGGUACAUGGUCCGGUUCUAUAUCAGACGAAAACUCGACUGCGCUGGAGGCGUUCGCGCAUAAUGUCUUCCGCCUCGCCAAACCAAAGUCGAAAACGAAAUCUCCGCCGCCUCGAGCACACCAGCAGACCAAUGGUCACACGAACGGCGCUAUAGCACCGGAGGACGACAGACCAGAUCCAGCGACCAAAGCAGCAUAUGCACAAUGGUCCAAUUCCACAAACCUCCUCUUCGCCUCCGCCCUCGCAGCCACAACGCCAAAGCGUGCCCCGAAGAAACUCCAAAUCCGCUCCCAGUCCUCCACGGCCUCUAUACCCAAGUCCUCGACUGCCUCCCCCUCUCAACCACGACCCACACCACACUCUAACCCCUCCACGUCUGUUCCCCACGCCAAUCUCCUAACCUCCUUCCCUAUCUUCCCCAUCCGCCACGCUAUGCCCUCUCCCAAUCUGCGCCCUCCAAAAGGCGACCCCGCCGGUCUGCGCGCCUGCAAACACGACAUGGAGCGCUUACUCCGCGCAAGCGGAAUUACGGGUACGAGUGGCUGA